Lineus longissimus is the source of this 1047-nucleotide messenger RNA. RefSeq lists its product as uncharacterized. The record is from RefSeq and is a predicted model, not a curated record. The coding region runs from base 1 to 1047 and encodes 348 amino acids. Lineage: Eukaryota; Metazoa; Nemertea; Pilidiophora; Heteronemertea; Lineidae. The transcript has a single exon.
AUGGCCGACAAAAGCAAGGCCCCCCCUUCGGCAGCGAUGGGUAGUGCUAACGACAUGUUAGACUCGGUGCGACGUAAGAAGAGGAAGGCUGCCGAGAUGGAGCAGGAAGAUCAGGAGUUGACUGAAGAGUUCGGUGACGAGGGCGAGUUUCAUGACCAUGAUGACAUGGAUUUUGAGCUUGACAAGCUCCUCGAUGAUGGCAGUGCCGAUGACAGUGAGCAGGUUGAGGAUGAUCCUCUUUUCCUUGAACUUUUACAAGCGUAUAAAGCUCAGGAGGAGGAGGUCGGCCCCCCCAUCAUGGAAAAGUUUGGCACCCUGAUCAACAACAUGUUCUCAUCAAGGAUGCAGGACGAGCAGGCAAAGGUACUUUGUGAGAAGUAUGUCAGGCCAGAGAAUUGCCCCAGUAUGGUGAAUCCGCGUAUUAACCAGGAGAUCUGGGACGUCAUCGUACAAUCUCCCAGGAUGCUCGACAUCUCUAUGAGCAAGGUGGGAAACAAGAUUGUCAAGAGUGCUUUGCCCAUCGUAAAGUUAGUGGACAUUCUCUACGAGGCCAGACAAAGCAAGAAGAUCCCCGAUACUGGGCUGGCUGUCCGACUGGCAAUGGAUGCGUUGGCCAUUGCUGGCAACGCACUGCACGAGCUUAACGGGCUCAGAAGGCAGGCUGUAAAGCGGGUUCUACCGGAGAGGGCCCAGAAGCUAGCAGGAAAGGUGAAAGAGGAGACGGCACUGCUGUUCGGCUCUGACCUCCAACAAACAAUGAAGGACAUUGUCGAAGGGGAGAAGCUAGGACUUUGUCUCGAGCCAGCUCGCCCGAAAAAUUUUGGGCCUCGACACAAUGCAGCGGCUAGAGGUCAGCGUUUCGGUCAGAGAUGUGGAGCGUACCGUAGUAACUUUACCCAACGCAGCGCUGGGUCGGGGGACUGGCACAAGGGCGCCCAGUCGCGCCCCCACUAUGCUCAGCAGAGGAGCAGAGGUUACCAGCCCAAGAACCUAAAGAGAGGCAAACCCCAAGGAGGGAGCAAUGCCUCAGCCCAGCAGAAGAAAUAG